Molecule: messenger RNA, 2232 nt
Organism: Hydatigera taeniaeformis
Lineage: Eukaryota; Metazoa; Platyhelminthes; Cestoda; Cyclophyllidea; Taeniidae
Source: the annotation of a GenBank genome assembly
AUGUUGAAGUCCAUCCUUAUUCUCCUACUAGCCAACCUUGCAUUUGCCGUCACAGAGGCCCUUCUCUGCCCUUCCGGAUGCUAUUGUCCAUCAGAAAAGGUCGCUCAUUGCUGCCUCUUCCCAUCGGACUAUUCCUCGCCUGUCCAAUGUUAUUUACCUGGUCAGCGACAGAUUUCUGCCAACUCAAACUUUACUUUGCGAUGGCCGGCUAUGGACACUUGUUUGUCCAGAUGGACUGAACUUUAUGUUCUUCUAUCUCCUGAUUCUUGGCCACCCGAUCCACCCAAGCGACCAUGUACAGCUCAAUUGAAUCGUAUUUCUAUCACUGGUGGGAGUUUAACUGCUCUUACUGCUAACCACUUUCAAAGGCUCUUUGGUCUCCAGGAGAAUCAUUUAAAGGCUCUGGUGAUUCGGAGCACUCGCUUGGAUAGUUUGGAACCGGGUCUCUUUGAUAGACUCGCCUUGAAGACAUUAAAUGAAAUUCAUCUAAUUCAAAAUCACAACCUCAACUUCAAGGGUAUCGGUGUGUCUGCCUUCUCUGGUCUUCCGCAGUUGGAGACCUUAGACCUUGCAAGCAAUCGCAUUGAACAGCUUGACUUCGUGAGAUGGGGCUUUCCCAAAAUUAGUAAGGAAAGGCCGGCUAGCCGUCUUAUCUCCCUCAAUCUGGCUAACAACAGUCUGACGUAUCUAAAGUCGGGGACUUUCAACUUGUUCCCUUUCUUGGAAAUCCUCUCUUUGGCAAAUAACAAACUUUCCACCCUUUCAUCUGAUGUAUUUGAAGGCCUCACUAGUCUGAAGCACUUGGAUCUCUCUGGCAAUCUACUAAACAUUCUUGGGUUGAAAAACUCUGUACCGGAUUUCAGCAUUGCAUUGGCUAAUCUGAAUCUCCUAGAUGUAUCUUUGAAUCCCCUUAUGCGAAGUGUUUACACCGAAACUGCCAAAUGGUGGCUCUCCUCUGGGUGUCCUGCCUCUCUCACCCACCUUAUCAUGAACCACAUCGAUGUGGAUCGGGGUCAAGAGUUACCUAUCCUUCCUCCAAUCGACUGGAUGAAGUGUCAGAAGUUGGCUCGAGUGGAGAUUCAGCAGGUACCUCGGCUCUCCUGCCUCCCUGCCUCCUGGCUGGGGUCUGAUGUUUUCCCGACACAUCCGGCGAUCAUCACUUAUGCGACCCGUGUAUGUAUACCGCCCACUACUACUACCACUACCACCACUACUACUACUCCUAGCACGAAAAACACAACUGUUCGACCAAGGUCUGGGCUUACCACCCCUACUACGGGAACUGAGCCAUUGAGCUUGCGAGAGCUCAUCAUCAGCUCCGUUGUUGGUGGAGUUCUCUUCUUGCUCCUUAUACUGCUCACGGUGAUAAUUCUUAUGUGCCGUCGGAGACGUUGGAUGUAUGGGUCGGUUCCAAAGGGGGACGAAAAGUCGGGCGGUAGUACAUUGAAGGCUGAAAGGAGGGAGAGGCCCACAACGUCUACUUACAUUCCCGCAUCAAGCUAUCAGAUCUCCCUAGCCGACAACGAUGACGGCGAGUUGUCAGCCUCUUCAUUGCGUCAGACGAGUUCGCGGAUCUUGUACGAUGAAAAUGGUAUUCCCGUCUGCAGUAUGGUCGUGCCAGAGGUUGGCUCCCCCACAGCUGUCAUGUUGGCUAAUGGUACUCUUGCCUACGUGCCCCAAUUCAUUCCUCUCUCGGGUAGAGCCACGCCGUCCAGUCAUACGGGCCUCUUGGACAAUAGCUAUCGAAGCUCGCGUCUUCUGCUUAAGCAACCUGUCAUGGUUCCACUCAUGACCAGUCACGCCUCCCUUGCAACCUCGCAAAUCGAUUUCUCAUGUCAACAACAGAGGCCUCCUUCGACAUAUCAACCUCUCGGAAAGGUUGGACCCCGUUUGCCCACCCAUCAUCAUCAACAUCAUCAUAAUGGAAGUAGUAACCAUGCUCCAACAUCGACACUAUCAUGUAAAUCCACUUCCUUCUCCUCCCUUGGAGGCUCUGUGCACUCAGAGAUACCGCUGCAUGCGAGCGCUUUUAGCGCCAGUCCACCGCCCCUGGCGACCGUUGUACAGCCGACUAAGCCCUCUUUUCCCCCUUCCUCUUCCCCCUCAGCUGUGUCGUCCACUGAAGAGCCCUCCUUGAUGGUUGGAACCGGAGGUGCUGUCACCACUGCUUCGACCACCACUUCCACUGCUAAUCCCUCUCCGAAUGGUCAUUCUGAUGACGCUGCCGCUUAA